CUAAGAACAAGAAAAGCUACACAGAGCAGCAUGGCGGUUGACAUGAGAUUACCAGAAAUUAGAAAAACUGUCUCUUUAUCAGUUUCUAACGAAGACAGGAGGGAUUUAGUCGUGCCUGGUGAUGUGAUCACUUCAGACUCUGGUUUUAUGAGGGGCCAUGGCACUUAUGUCGAUGAGGAGAAACUCACUGCUUCUGUGGCUGGAGAGGUGCAGCGAGUAGACAAGCUGAUCUGUGUGAGACCACUCAAGACCAGGUUCAAUGGUGAAGUCGGUGACGUGGUGGUUGGCAGGAUCACAGAGGUACAACAGAAGCGAUGGAAGGUGGAGACAAACUCUCGACUGGACUCCGUUCUCUUGUUGUCCUCGGUCAACCUACCCGGAGGAGAACUGAGGAGAAGAUCAGCAGAAGACGAGCUCACCAUGAGGGAGUAUCUCCAAGAGGGUGACCUCAUCAGUGCAGAGGUGCAGUCGGUUUUCUCAGAUGGAGCUUUGUCACUUCACACUCGCAGCUUAAAGUACGGCAAACUGGGUCAGGGAGUCCUCGUACAGCUUUCUCCGUCUCUCAUCAAACGUCAAAAAACACAUUUCCACAACCUCCCGUGUGGCGCCUCCAUCAUCCUUGGUAAUAACGGCUUUGUGUGGCUCUAUCCCACACCGGGACACCAGGAGGAGGAGGCUGGGGGCUUCUACACCAGCCUGGAGCCUGUCAGUUUAUCUGAUCGUGAGGUGAUCUCGCGGUUGAGGAACUGCCUGCUGGCUUUGGCUGCACACAAGGUCCUCCUGUACGACACCAGUGUUCUCUACUGCUACGAAUCGUCACUUCAGCACCAGGUGAAGGACAUCUUGAAACCGGAAGUGACGGAGGAGAUUGUAAUGCUGACACAGCAGAAGCUGAUUGCACAGGAAGGUUAAAUACAGUAUGAUCUACACCAGCAGCUGAAUCAUAUGCUGACCAAAUAAAUGGAGCAUUUCCCCCCUUUUUUUGGCUGUUCCAUGCUUUUAUUUAGUCGUGCUGUUCAAGACAAAAACAUGUAAGGCUUCUAAUUGUAUGCUUUUGUAAAAAAAAAAAAAAAAAAAUGCUUUGUACAAUAAA
Molecule: messenger RNA, 1093 nt
Organism: Dunckerocampus dactyliophorus (ringed pipefish)
Lineage: Eukaryota; Metazoa; Chordata; Actinopteri; Syngnathiformes; Syngnathidae
Gene: exosc2
Product: exosome component 2
Exons: 9
Coding region: 31-912 (293 amino acids)
Biological process (GO): exonucleolytic trimming to generate mature 3'-end of 5.8S rRNA from tricistronic rRNA transcript (SSU-rRNA, 5.8S rRNA, LSU-rRNA); U4 snRNA 3'-end processing; TRAMP-dependent tRNA surveillance pathway
Cellular component (GO): nuclear exosome (RNase complex); cytoplasmic exosome (RNase complex)
Molecular function (GO): RNA binding
Source: RefSeq, a predicted model, not a curated record